This is a messenger RNA of Candidula unifasciata, 597 nucleotides long. Lineage: Eukaryota; Metazoa; Mollusca; Gastropoda; Stylommatophora; Geomitridae. The record is from the annotation of a GenBank genome assembly.
AUGUCUGGCCGCAUCAAACAGUACGGACCUGGCCACAUUGUCGGAGUCGCCAACAAGGUGUGUGUUGUCGAGGCUCCACCCCACAGUGAAUGGCUGCAGCGAGACGAUUGGUGCUUUGUCGUGUUUGCCUUCCCCAACGAACGUUUGGCCAAUCUGUGGUACGUCAGUGAACCGGAACUGAAACAGCACGACUUUCUGCCGCCCAGUGAUGGCGUUCAGCUGUUCUCCAUGGACAUCCGAUAUUUACCACAGAUGGGUAAGAACACCUUCAAUUGGAUGGAGCUGACAGACAUCAAGAGCAAGUCAUACCUACAGUCCGAGUACAUCGACAAGGCGGCCCGGCUUCUGGACUCCAAGUGUGUCAACCACGGCGUCGUGUUUGUGAAGGACUCAGCUGUUGACGAAAAGCUGAACCGCAUGAAGGACACCUGGAUACCGUACAAGACGAUGACGAACUUCGCGCUUCAUCUGUACGACAGCGAGGACCAGUUCUGGUCGAUUUACAACAGCGAGGAGUACCGUCCCCUGCGUGAAGCCAGACACCAAUUAUGCAACACAACGUCACUACUGUUUACGGUGGAUCCACGCAUUGCCUAA